This is a messenger RNA of Magallana angulata, 3333 nucleotides long. RefSeq lists its product as uncharacterized. The transcript has 6 exons. The record is from RefSeq and is a predicted model, not a curated record. The coding region runs from base 192 to 2462 and encodes 756 amino acids. Lineage: Eukaryota; Metazoa; Mollusca; Bivalvia; Ostreida; Ostreidae.
CGCGUGAACGAGAAGGCGAAGUUUACAAUUUUGGCAGCCAUUUUGUUUUCCGCUUAGAGCGAGGGGUAGUGAAUAUAUCGACUGUAUGUGGGUUAAUUUUAGUGCAAACAAAGGCAGUUUUUUGCAGAGAGAGGAAACAGACAUAGGAGCCAAUAAUCAGGAGCCAUGAACAGAGACUUUCCGUCGACGGCAUGGUAGUACAGAACGAGGGCCAACAGGAAGUCAAUGCUAUGUUGGCAGAGUUACCUCCCCUUGCCGUGGACUCCAUGUCACAGGUUCAGUUGACUGAGUUUAUUCCAAACCUGGUACAACUGUCCACAGGAAGAGAUGUACCAUUAUUUGGUCAGAACCAGUUUAAACCAGAGUGGUGGCCCACAGAAAUCCCAUGGGUGGAUCCAGGGUUAAAGGACAGCAAAGAGGAGGAUCAGAUAGAACUGCUGAGAAAAGUGGUGAGGUCGUGUUACCGACAUCUAGGGCAGGAGAAACUUCUGAAUGACUCUAGUUCACGAAAAUUUGACACCAUGGAGAGGGAGCAGGAGGAGGCAAAAACAACAGAGGGCGCCACUGAGCCCCCACUUCCUGUCACUGACACGCAGUCCGCUGUAGCGGCCAACGACGCCCCCAUCUGGGUGUGCUUCCUGUGUACCAAACAGUUCAGUGACCAAGACACGCUGAUGGAGCACCAGGAUGAAUGUGAAAAAGAGGCUGAGGUCAGGGAGGCCCAGAACAGGAUCCUGGAAAUCCAGAGACAGAGGGAGGCUCUCCAGAGGAGGGUUCCACAGAAAUAUAGAAAUUUUCCAAAAUUUCGCAAAAGGAAAAGGAGAUUGCCCUACCCAGACAUUAAUUAUCGGCCAGAGAAACCUGUGUUCAUUGGUUUAUUGGACUUGAUGCAGAAACCAGAUUCAGAGAAGGUGGAGGUUUCUCCAAAGAAAGAAGUGGACAGUGAUUGUGAAAUUAUUGAGGUCUCCUUCCCCGAGGCUCCUCGAACACCACGGACUCCAAAAUCACUCAUGUCUCAACUAAGUCGAGACACCGAGGCCAAUUCUCGAAGGAGACAUCUCAGUUUUAGUGGGAUGUUCAGUGACUCAGAAAGUGGGGAGGAGUUGGAGAAGAAAAUCUCUAAAAGUUCACUUUUAUUCGGCAUUGAUAUCACUUCUGUCCUUGGUCACAGAGUUAAGAAACAUCUGAAGAUUGAUGCUUCAAUUCCUGUUGUCAAGGAUUAUGAGCAAUAUUGUGUCGGUGUUAAAAAAAAUGAAUUCAUGGAAAAAUUACGUUCAGAGAGAACCUAUCCAAUUGUGUACAAAAAACGGAAAAAGUUCGCUUCCAAAUUUUUUCAUUCUUACAAAUUCAAUUCUGGGCAACGUCGAGAAUUCAUGAUAACAAAGAAAACAGGAUUAACCAAGAGAAGCAGAGAAUUACUCUGCUGUCUCAAAGAUUGUUCUGUGAAACUCACAAGACUAAAACCAGAAACAAUUCAAACCUGGUGUCAACGAAAACCGAAAAGAACAAUGAAACCACAACGAACAUUUUCACCAAUUUUCCCAAUGAACAACCAGACGUCUACGAGGGUGGAUUCUCAUUUACGGCAGAUUCUGAGUAAGCCAUUGUAUGGUCCAAAGAGUGCACGAAUAAAACAGAUCAACGAGAACAUCAACAGAAUCCGCACCAGUCAGUCGAUGCAGCACUACGACAUGAUCACCAGGGUUGUCACGAAUCCUGAUGGAACGGAAACCAUGAAAGUCAUCUACGUUCCAAAGAAAGUUCAGGAGAAUAGGCGUAAACAAACUUUUAAUCCACAUAGAAAAGUAAUUCAAGAAGAUGAGGACAUUCAGAUCAUUGAAUUGUCCGACUCUUCAGAUGACGAGACGGACCAGUCCACCUUAACAGCAUCUCCGAGAAAAUGUCCGCCACAAAUGAAUCGCAGUGUUGUUAGGCCAAGCACUCCUCAAUCACGCUCAGGGGUACUGAAGCCCACCUCUCUCUCCAGUGAGAAUCUGGUGGGCCGUAACAGUCCUAUCAUGAAGAACAACCAGUUUAGACCGCGGAGUGGAAUUAUAACUCAAUUCGGCAUAAAAUCUCCCUCAAAGGUUGAUCAAGACACAGCCAAAAGGCCAGUUCACGUCACGGCCCCGGGAUCUGUGCCGAUGAGAGACUUGUUACCGAGACCACUACCGUCUUCCCCCGCCAGUCGUAACAUCAGCUACGGACAAGUGGCAUCACCACUGACACUACGAAUCUCAAACCCACGUAGUCUUCUCACAAACUCUGUGUCCGCAAAUCAUGUAAACGGAAUGCCUACUUUGGAGAAGUGUGCUCCAGAGGUGCAGACUAUUCAAGCUGAUAACAGAUCCGUCAUUUCUGCCAAACCAAAUAUCCUCCAGCGUCCUCCAAUUGCUAUAGCACCGUUAAAAUUAGUCAGCAAUAAACCGGAGGAGGCAAUAGUAAUUGAUGAUGAUGAUUAGAAAAAUGUACACUAAAAAUUAAUUGUAUUGAUUACACAGACUUCGUCUUGUUUUGUAGAAUCUGAAUUUUUUUUAUCAUUGUACAGUAUUAUAUAUAUAUAUAUGUAAUUAAUGAGAUUUGUACAAAUUUAAUGAUUUAAUUAUUUAUGCUUAAUUUUAUUGGAAUUGAUUAUUAGAUUCCUAUAAUUUAUGUUUGUAAUAGAUUAUUACAAUGACAAGACAAGAGGCUGUGUUUGUGCGCUAUGCCGAUUUUUCUCUUUCCACACAAUUAGCUGCUGUUGCAGUAAUCAACACUUCCUGUAUCUUCCUCUCAAUGUUCCAAUAACAAUUUGUAUAGCAAAGCCAAGGAAAACAAUUUCUGGACUCAUCAUUCUACUGCGGCAUUUUUUAAAAUUUGAUUUUGUUGUGAUUUUGAUUUCCCAUUUAUCCAGAUACUUUAUUGCUUAGUCCACCUUGUAUGUCAGAAGUUCUACUUUUGACUAUUUUUUGCAGCUAAACUCCAGCGUUAUGAUGAGUUGCUGGUAUAUGGAGGAUGAGAUGAACAAUCAGAUUUUAAUCUGGGACAGGCAUUAAUUCUACUCCUUUCUUAUUUUUUGGUAAAGAGGUGGUUGCCACAGAAGAUGGCAUUGGACCCUCUGUGUAUUGAGAGAUUUAUGUUCAUUAAGCAUUGAAAUCAUUUUUACUUAUUUGAUGCAUCUUUUCAUGAGUUUGCAGCACUGUACCUGUGUGCAGUGAAUAUUCAGGUCAGUAUACAUGUGGGACAGGUGUAAAAGACAGAUUGUAACAAGUUUUGUAUCAAAUUUUUCUGUAUGUAUGGCGAUCACUUUUUUGUGAUGCGGACUUGUACAAGAAUUAAAACCACGGCAGAUUU